GCCAUGUUUAAUGCUCCGGAUGACGGAAGUUUGCCGCUGGGAAGGUGUUCCAUGGAUCAGAAUCAGAGCCGCCGUCUGAUCCGUGCAUCGUGAAGUUCGCUUUACCGUCCGGCCGGCCCUGAGUCAAAUUGAAUGCAGGGUCCAGCGUGUUCUUUUGCAAGGCGAGUGGCGGUUUGAAGGCGACGAGUGGGAGAUAGAGAUUCGGAGCAGCGGCGGCGAUCCAACAUGAAGUUUUUUGUGCAGCCGAUAGGCAGGUAAGCGGAUCCUUUCUUCGCCGCACGAGCUUGUCUAGCGCAUCUGAGUUAGUUUCUUGACUACGAUUUGCUUUUCCCCUGCUCUCCUUGAGUGGGUAGGAGAGAGUCUGGUGCCUCCCCCAUGUAGUUGUGAAUGGCGGUGUGGCGGCAGAGCAAUCGCUGUCGGAGCAGCAGAUGGCGGCCGAGAGCGGCGAAGCACAAAUCUUGGCGGCGGCAGAGGCUGCAGCGGGCAGAAGGGAAAGCUCCCCUCGAAAGUCCGAGCUCUCGAUGGGGAAGAGGAAUCCCCUGGCGCCCGGAUGGAAUAAGAGGCUAAGGAUUGGUGCUGCUGCACCAAGCAUGACACCGUGUCCGAAUCGAAUCAGUGCGUUCGAGAAGGCUGUAAGAUGUUUUGCAGAGAAGCCAGCUUCAAAUGUUCUUGGCACUACAUUUGACUCCUUGGGCAAGGCUUGUGACUUCUACAAUCUGUAUUCAUGGAAAAAAGGUUUUGGCAUUCGCUAUGGGAAGAGACGGCUAAAUGUGGAGUGGGUAAAAUGCAUGCAGGAAAUAGUUUGUGGCUGCUCGGGUAAAGCUGCGGUAGACUUCUACAGGCAGAAGACAAUGGAAGAGAUCUCAUAAAGCAACUCAGGCAGAACAAUGUGAAUCUGGGCAAGGUUUAUAGUAUCAUAGUCAUAGGUGGCUUUUUUGGUUCGAUGGAGAAUGUUCCCUUCACCAAGAGGUCUUUGUGAAAUCUGUGUGGGCAGAUCAACAGGGACCAGGCGGAUGAUGAUGUGAGGAAGACAAUGGAAGUUUUUGCAGACAUUGGAGCCAAGGAUCCGCAUUUUACAUACCGGGUUCAGGCUGACACUGAGGGCAGGUGCUCGAUUUCAUUAGGGCUAAAGAAAUACCAGCUAAGCAUAUAGUGAAGAGAUGGACGAGGGAUGAUCGCGACGUUCUGCCACCUCAUUUGAUACAAUACCAAAAGGACAGCAUGUAGAACAACCCUUUUUCGUACAGACACUUCACGAUGUACUUGCACGCCAUGGAUCUAGUCAGGCCGGCGACACUAGCGUUGAAGCCUACAAUCGGUUGCUGUAGUUGUUCAAGUCCAACUUGAUAGUGAUGUUACCCUAUGUAGAAGUUAGGGAUGGUCUUGGCCAGACUGGCGGACAGUGGUGCCGUAAAUCAGAGCCCCAUGGAGAUGGUUGCAGUGGAACAAAACAUGAUCAUCGAUGGAGGUACUGCUGAUUUAGCGGACAAUGAUUCUGUGUCCAGGACAAGCAACAUGUUGGAAGGACUACUGGCUCCAGCAAAACAGAAAGAUAUUGGGCGGCCAACGACAAGUAUGGAGAAGGCUCCAUAUGAAGUCUAAGCAAGAGGACUAGGUUUUGCACGAUUUGCAGAAAGCAAGGGCAUAAGCGAACUACAUGCCCUGGCCCUGGUGAUGUCCCCAAGCAACCUUGGUAGCCUGCGAAAUGCAAGAACUGUGGCGUGAGGGGCACACCGACAAAAUAAUUGUAAUAAAGCAAUGGAAUUAAGGCUGGCAAAUGGAAUGUAGAAGCUGAUGUGGCUCAUGAUGUCUUUUCAGUUAUCUUAUUUGCCAUUGAGGCAUAUGAAUGUAGGCAUCAUGUUUUACCUUCGGUGUGAUCAGACCGUGGUUACUUUGCAGACAGUGCAUGAGUAAUAUAAUACGUAGUAUGUCAGGUUGUGUCACUGAUUUUGUUUCAAAAUGUUGGCUUAUCCCCAGGUUUUGAUGAAUUUGUGUGCAUGCUUUUGAAGGUAAAACCUUGGCCUUUUGGUGCAGCGGGAGUGGCUGAAUUGUCUGAUUCGCUAUCUGAAAACUUGUACACUCCUGAAUAUCGAAAGAGAUGCAGAUGUGUUCUCGUUCGCUAUCUGUUUUCUGGAUCGUAAUCUAAGUUCCGGCCGUCAAUGCUUCACAGCAGAGCACCUUCUGGAACGUUGCUGGGUUGGUCUCUGAUGAAGAUCAGAAGAUGAAUCAUAUGAAGAGCAGCCGCGCUUGCAAGCUUGCAUGGAGGCGGAACAUGGUGGUGAAGAAAGGACUGGCGACUAUGAUCCAUUUGGAGCCACGGGGACUGAAGAGCUGAAUGCCCUUGUUGGUGAAGAGGGCGAGCAGUCUGAAGCACCACGCUGUGACUACGAGGAAGAAAUGGAGACAGAGGGGAACAAAUAUUCGG
Molecule: messenger RNA, 2425 nt
Organism: Triticum dicoccoides
Lineage: Eukaryota; Viridiplantae; Streptophyta; Magnoliopsida; Poales; Poaceae
Exons: 6
Coding region: 429-869 (146 amino acids)
Source: RefSeq, a predicted model, not a curated record